This is a messenger RNA of Paraglomus occultum, 984 nucleotides long. The record is from the annotation of a GenBank genome assembly. Lineage: Eukaryota; Fungi; Glomeromycota; Glomeromycetes; Paraglomerales; Paraglomeraceae.
UAUCCGGCGACAGCGUAUAUAGUUGCUGGUACUCAAGCAGAUAAGCCAAAGAAUAAUGAGUUAAUGGUCAUGAAAUUGACGCAAUUACACAAGACACAUAAGAAAAAUGAGCAUCGAAGCAUCAAGCUUCGUGGUGGUGUAAAUCGUGUGAGAGUUACUCCACAACGCAAUCUCCAGUUUUGCGCUGCAUGGUUGGAAACCGGCAAAGUUCAAAUCUGGGAUUUGACUCCGCACAUAAAGUCUCUCGACUCUCCUGGUUACACAGCCCCCCGAGCAGCGCAAAAUCCCACACAUACGGUUGACUGUCACUCUACUGAAGGAUACGCUCUCGACUGGUCCCCGUUAUCGCCUGGGAAGCUUCUCUCGGGCGACAAUCAUACACACAUAUAUUUGACUACAAAGACGGAAUCUGGAUUUACGACCGAUCAGAUACCGUGUAUUGGUCAUGAAUCUAGUGUCGAGGAUAUACAAUGGUCUCCGAGUGAGAAGAGCGUGUUUUGUAGUGCGAGUGCUGACAAGACUGUAAAAAUAUGGGAUUUGCGAGGUCAAAGAAAACCAUCGCUAAGUGUGAAGGCACAUGAGACUGAUGUCAAUGUUAUUUCGUGGAACAAGAAAGUUGAAUACUUGUUAGCGUCUGGAUCUGAUGAUGGAGUAUCUACCACAGCUGCUCCCACCCCAGUAGCUUCAUUCAAAUGGCACAGUGCUCCAGUGACCUCUGUGGAAUGGCAUCCUACUGAAGAGUCUGUUAUAGCUGUAUCAGGAGCAGAUGAUCAGAUUUCAAUAUGGGAUUUAUCAGUUGAAGAGGACAAUGAAGAGAGUAGAAUUAUCCGAGAUGAGAGUGGAAGCAGAAUACCUAGUCAGCUUCUAUUUAUACAUCAAGGCCAAACUGACAUCAAAGAACUACAUUGGCAUCCCCAAUUUCCAGGGAUGCUAAUAUCGACAGCAGCAUCUGGAUUUCAUGUAUUCAAGACUGUCUCUGAAUAA